Rhincodon typus (whale shark) is the source of this 1110-nucleotide messenger RNA. Its product is annotated as semaphorin-4G-like. NCBI's taxonomy places the organism in Eukaryota, Metazoa, Chordata, Chondrichthyes, Orectolobiformes, Rhincodontidae. The record is from RefSeq and is a predicted model, not a curated record. Gene Ontology annotation, molecular function: chemorepellent activity; semaphorin receptor binding. Gene Ontology annotation, biological process: negative chemotaxis; positive regulation of cell migration; negative regulation of axon extension involved in axon guidance. The transcript is spliced from 8 exons. Bases 1 to 1110 code for a protein of 369 amino acids.
AUGGUACGAAAUUCACCUAAUUCCAAGCGAUUUAGUCACAGCGUGUCCAACUAUACCACACUGUGGCUGGAGGAGGCUCUGGGUUGGCUUUACGUUGGAGCACGAGGAGCCAUUUUUGCCCUCAACAUAAGCAACAUCAACGACAGCUCCGCGAAAACGAUAAACUGGGAAGUGCUGCCAGCAAAAAGAAUCGAUUGCCUGGAGAAGCGAGGUUAUACUGAGACUGACUGUUUUAACUAUGUCCGCUUUCUGCAAAGAUUCAAUGGGACUCACUUAUAUACCUGUGGGACAUAUGCAUUUCAUCCUCGCUGUGCUUAUGUCGAGAUUGAGAAUUUUACAUUGUCACCUACCUUUGAGGGGAAAGAGAGAUGUCCUUAUGACCCCACAGUUGGAUACACAGGUCUCAUUGUAGACAAUAACAUCUAUACUGCCACGCUGUAUGGAUUCCAUGGCGCACAGGCAGAUAUAAAGAGGAACUUCCAAAAACGCUCCCUCAGAAUGGAUGAUUCUCUCCCUUACUCACUGAACGAUGUAACCUUUAUUGAUUCGGUCUUGGUGACGGAAAGUGUCAACAGCUCGGUGGGAGAUGACGACAAGAUUUACUUCUUUUUCACGGAGAAACUGAGCGAAGAGAAUGCAUUUGACGGGAAGCCAUUGGUCACGAGAGUGGCUCGUGUCUGUAAGAGAAAGAAGCUGUACACAGUCACAGGACAGUACGCAAUUAACAUGCCCACAACCACCGAUGCACACUGUCAGCCAAGUAUACCGCUUACAAAAUCUACUGUGGCAGCUGGUCAACGCUUAAUCCCAAAUCCACCACCUCUACCAACGAGACAGACAGAGGCAGUAGAAACAUGGAAGCAGGAAGUUCCCCACCAAGCCACGCACCAUCUUGAUUUGGAACAAUAUCGCUGUUCCUCCAGUGUCGUUGGGUCAAUACCAUUGGGCUUACUGUACAAUGGAUGCACCUACACAACAAGGACUGUGGCAGAUCAAGAAGGUGGUUUACCACUACCUUGGCAAGUGGGAUGGGAAAUGGAUGCUAUCAAAGCCAGCAAUGCCCGCAACAGUUCACAAUUGGAUGAUGCCUACGUAAAGCAAAUACGCUGA